AGGACGGUCUAAACCACUCGCUCUCUCUCUCUCAGACCAAUGCAGGGUCUGCUCCGGUCAGGGACUAUCACCUUGCGUCGCCCUGCACUGCAUGGCUGCAUACGCUCUCUAGCGACUCGUGCUCCUUUCGUUCCCCCAGCACAACUCGAAGAUGUGAAGUCCGAAACCCCGCGAAGGCGCAGAGAGGAAGAAGAUGAACGGGAAGCCCCCAAGUCGCCAUCUUUCUACUCUGGACGCGUUUCGUACUACGAUCAGUACUCCCACAUUGAAGGCGCGGUCGAGCAUACGCGCUCGGCUCUCAAGAUGCUACAACUCCUCCCUCUCCCCGAUUUUGCGCGAGCUUCGAUUCCGAAACGUCCCUCUAUAUGGAAGGGCGCGCGGGAAAUGAGCGAGGACCUCGGAAUGGCCAUGACCAGCACCCGGUACCGUGCCCUUACCCGCCUGCUCACGAAACUCAACGGGUACUACGCCGUUGCGAAAGCGGCGGGCUGUGACGAACUUGCCACGCGAACGAAGAACCUGCUCAACGUCUUCGAAAGCUCGACGAAGGAGUCGAACCUGUACCGUGGGAAGGGCAAGGUAGUUCACGUCGACCAUCUCGGGCGGUCUUAUUCUUUCGGAAAACGGAAGACCAGCACGGCUCGUGUGUGGAUGGUACCGACUGCAAAGCCGGUGGACAAACUUGAAACAAUUGACGUGGAGAAGGUCGGGUCACUGGACGAGGCGGCGGGGCUCCUCGCGUCGCAGCCAGAGCGAUUUCAGCAGCCUCAGCUUGUACCCAAAAGCAAUAUCCUCAUCAACAACAUCCCGAUAGGCGAAUACUUCCCAGUCCCGGGUGAUCGCGAGCGAGUCGUUCGACCAUUGCAAGUUGCCGGUGUUCUAGGUGCUUACAACAUCUUUACACUGGUUCGUGGCGGAGGAAGCACUGGCCAGUCUGGAGCAUUGGCACAUGGCAUUGCGAAAGGAAUCAAAAUCCACCAGCCAAAUCUGACUCAUCUGCUACAGUCAACGAAACUGUUGCGUCGUGACCCUCGUAUGGUGGAACGAAAGAAAACAGGUCGUGCCAAAGCGCGCAAAGGAUAUACUUGGGUCAAACGUUAGUACCGCUCGUCGUAGUAUUUCAAUUGAAAUAUUUCUGCAAUUUCCACCUCACGGUCGCAUGGUCUCAAAGCACAAUAUUCUGUGGCAUGAGCUCCUGCUGUAGCAUGCGC
Messenger RNA from Mycena citricolor, 1211 nucleotides. The record is from the annotation of a GenBank genome assembly. Lineage: Eukaryota; Fungi; Basidiomycota; Agaricomycetes; Agaricales; Mycenaceae.